Messenger RNA from Conger conger (European conger), 4982 nucleotides. Its product is annotated as semaphorin-3D. NCBI's taxonomy places the organism in Eukaryota, Metazoa, Chordata, Actinopteri, Anguilliformes, Congridae. Gene Ontology annotation, biological process: positive regulation of cell migration; negative regulation of axon extension involved in axon guidance; neural crest cell migration. Gene Ontology annotation, molecular function: chemorepellent activity; semaphorin receptor binding. The record is from RefSeq and is a predicted model, not a curated record. The transcript is spliced from 18 exons. The coding region runs from base 205 to 2514 and encodes 769 amino acids.
UGGAUGAGACAGACGUCAUUGCUUAGCUGAAAGUGGAGUGAGUUCUGUGUCGCCGCCUGUCACAAAAAAAGGAAAAAUUGCUUGGAAUUAUUUGUUUUAAGAGUCACUAACGGAAACAAAUAAACCGGGCUUCCUCCGAUGCCGCUGACGCCAGGCCAGCGGGGGGUGUGAGAGAGAGGACGACCUGUGCGCUCGAUCCAGAGGAUGACGGUUACCGCGGGGACGGGGGGGCCACGAGGGGCCCCUGGGUUUGGGAGGGUCUGCCUGCUGCUGCCCCUCCUACAGCUGCUGCACCUGGCCCAAGCAUCGGCCCCUGGGGGACACCGCGCCCCCCGGCUGCAGCUGUCGCACGCAGACCUGCAGGGCAGGAACAGCUCGACGGUGUUCUGGGGUGCUGGUUUCGUGGGGGGGUACCAGUCCCUGCUGCUGGAUGAGGACCGGGGCUGGCUGCUGGUGGGGGGCAGAGACCACGUCUACUUGCUGCAGUCCGACAGCCUGACGCUGCCCGCACGCAAGAUUUAUUGGCCGGCGGAGAGGGAGCACGUGGAGCACUGCAAAUCGGCGGGAAAGAGCGCUGAGACGGAGUGCGCUAACUUUGUGAGGGUCCUGCAGCCGUUCAACAAAACACACGUGUAUGUCUGCGGGACGGGGGCUUACCACCCCCUCUGCACCUACAUCGACCUGCAAAACACAGAGGAGCCCUCGUUCCAGUUGGAGUCGGGGAGGGGGAAGUGUCCCUACAGCCCUCUGGAGCCCUUUACCGCCCUCCUGACCGACGGAGAGCUCUACGCUGGCACGUCCGUGGACUUCAUGGGCACCAACGCCGGCAUUUUCCGCACGUCGGUCUACGGGAGCAGCCACCUCUACAUCCGCACCGAGGCCUACCAGGACCACUGGCUGAACGAGCCGGAGUUUGUGAGCUCCUUCUCCAUCCCCGACACGCACAGCCCCGACGACGACAAGGUGUACUUCUUCUUCAAGGAGACGGCCGUGGAGUCCAGCCAGUGGGACCGCCGCGUGUACAGCAGGGUGGCACGCGUGUGCAAGAACGACAUCGGGGGGAAGAGGAGUCUGAUUAACCGCUGGACCACCUUCCUGAAGGCCCGGCUCGUGUGCUCCGUCCCCGGCCCAGACGGACUGGACACACACUUUGAUGAGCUGGAGGAUAUCUUUGUCCUGGAAACUAAGGACUCCCAGAAUCCAAUCAUCUACGGAGUCUUCUCUACUUCCAGCUAUGUGUUUCGGGGCUCUGCGGUCUGUGUUUACUCCAUGGCCUCCAUUCGUGCUGCCUUCAACGGGCCCUUCGCCCACAAGGAGGGGCCGGACUACCGCUGGGUGGAGUACAAGGGCCGGGUCCCGUACCCCCGCCCUGGCACGUGUCCCAGCGAGACCUACGACCCUCUGCACAAGUCCACGCAGGACUUCCCCGACGACCUGGUCAGCUUCAUGAGAGGCCACCAGCUGAUGUGGGAGCCGGUGGUGCCCAUCAACCGCCGGCCCGUCUUCAUGAGGACCGGCGCCCCCUACAGCCUGAAGAAGGUGGUGGUGGACAGGGUAGAGGCCGAGGACGGCCAGUACGACGUGCUGUACCUGGGCACAGAUACCGGCAAGGUGCUGAAAGCCAUCUCCAUUCCCAAGGAGAACUGGGAGAUGGAGGAGAUCGUCCUGGAGGAGUUGACUGUGUUUCAGAAGCCCACCCCUGUCCUGAACAUGGAGCUGUCAACCAAACGGCAGCUGCUGUUCGUGAGCAGCGACGCGGGCGUGGCCCAGCUGGGCCUGCAGCGGUGUGGGCUGUACGGCAGGGCGUGUGCAGACUGCUGCCUCUCCAGAGACCCCUACUGCGCCUGGGACGGGCACGCCUGCAGCGGCUACUUCCCCAGUAACAAGAGGCGCGCCCGCAGACAGGACGUGAGGUUCGGGGACCCCCGGAGCCAGUGCUACGACCUGGAGGACGGUUCAGACGGCGUGGAGGAGAAGGUGGUCUACGGGGUGGAGAGUAACUCCACGUUCCUGGAGUGCGUCCCGCGGUCGCCGCAGACCGAGGUCAGGUGGAGCGUGCAGCAGCAGGAGCAGAGCAGCAGAGAGUUGCUGUGGAGUGAGGGUCGUGUGGUGCCCAUGCAGCGGGGCGUUCUCCUGCAGCGUUUGGAGCCGGCCGACUCGGGCGUGUACGUGUGCACGGCCCGCGAGCACUCCUUCUCCCGGCCGCUAGCCCGCUACGCGCUGCGCGUGCUCCCCGCCGAGCGUGUGGCCGCGGCCCCGGCCCCCGCCCCGGCCCCCGCCCUGCCCCAGCCCGCGGCCCGGGGCCCCGUGGCCCCGUACGCCCACACCCCGCGGAGCUACAAGGAGCUGCAGCUGCUGGGCGGGGCGGGGCUGAGCGCGGAUGAGUACUGCGAGCAGCUGUGGUGGCGGGAGAAGAGGAGGCAGAACAAGCUGCGCAACCUCAAGUGGAAGCAGCAGGCCGCCAAGGCCCGCGUCCGCCGCCACGGGCCCCUGCCCCCGCCCGCCGGGGCGUAGGGGCCGGGCCGAGGGCCGCAGGGGGACAUGGGACAGGCGCCGAAAAUCUAGCCUCCAUUUUGUUUCGUUUUUUUUGACGCGUGAUAACAUAUAUCCUCAGACACAGGGCGGCAGGGGAAAAUGGGACAGGCGCAGAAAAUCUAGCCUCCAUUUUGUUUCAUUUAACGCUGUAGACUUUGACGAAUGCCUGUGUCCCUUUUCCCCGUUGUCCCGCCCCCCCCCCGAGUCUCCCAGACUUGCCGGCAUGAACCGGUUCACUCGGGAGCGCCGACCGACUUUAAGGCGGACGGCACACGCUCCCUACCCAUAAUUCCCCUCCCGUGUCCCCGCCGCAGCACUCCAGAUGCGGCGUCCAUCUUGUUUUCGGGGUUUCCGUGCGUGUGGACCGUGCUGGGUAAAUCUGCUUCGCGUUUCCGCCGCGGAGCGUGUCUACUUUUUUCGGACAGGUUGCCAGAAGCGCUUCACGCUACGGCGAUCCCGUUUUCCCCGCGGUCGGGAGCGGCGUGGGGAACGGCCGCUCUCCGGAGCCGAGGAGUCGCCACUCGGCCGCAUCUGGAACGGAUGAAACCCCAGAGCCCCGCAGAAUCAAAGUGAUAAAGGCCUUCUCUGGCGUGUUUCAGCACCUCCUCAACAUCUUAAAAGCAGAAAAUGUCUUCAAGCAUCCCGGUAACCAAGGCCAGGAUUUUCCAGAUGGACUGGGAGUGUGGAACCAGCCUCCCCGCAUCAUAAAGCACUGCGAUUUGUGCAUGUUUUUCCAUUUAGGUUUGGUACAUUGUAAAUCUUUAAAUGUGGGGGUUGUACCUUUUUCACAUUUUUAUAUUCAUUUCUAAUAUUCUGUUCAUAUGCCAGACCAUGGCAAAUUCAGAACAGGAAACACAUUAAACAAAACUGUUUUUGACUUUCAAACUCUUUUUCUGGAGCUGGUGAAGCAUAUGAUAUUAUACCAGGAAGGAUUCUAAAGAACGUUGUGAAUGUUGUUUAAUGGAAGAACAGAAUAUAGAGACCUUACUGAUAAUUCAGAAAGUCAAAAUGUACCUAGACAUUUGUAACAAGAAAUUAUCCAAUUUCAAGGUUUCUUAAGUGUUCAACACUAGAUUAACUAACACUGAAAUGAUCAUACAGUAAUACAUGUUAUUACAUUCUCUGCUGCAUGUGAAUUCUUACAUGACUUGUGAUUUAUUUUGUCAGUGAUUCUUUCUUUCACAGCACAUAAUGUAAGUUCUUCUUGUGUGACCAAGAAUAUGUAUCUGCAUAGUAUAAUCUUUUCUUUAAAAUAAACACAGUCGCCCCUGUCUUCAGGCAGAUCAUAGUACGGACCAUAGUACAGCAUAGUACAUAACACACCCAGUAGGACAGUACAGUCUGAAUUUAGAUAAACAGCUGCUAUAUCAUGGCUUUAAGAACAUCGGCAUUCCCAGGGCAUUCGAAUGUGAUUGCAAUGGUUGAGUUAGUUUUAAAACGGAUCAUUUACUAAGCUGUCAUAAAGCACUUGAUACAUGCAGUCAAUGUCCUUGCUUCAAUGUGUAUUUUAUUGUAAAUGUAUUAUUUUUAUAGGCUAGGAACACAGAACCAGACUGUGGUUCAAAUUGUGCUUUUUUAUACAAUGAUUCUGACACAACGCACAUAAUUGUAUGUUUUACAACAGAGUUAGAAAAGUGUGUUUGCAUUUUGUGCUGUUCAUAUUUUUAGAGUCAUUAAAGUAAGGUGUUUCUGCGGAAUCAGUAACAUUUCUUACAGAAACACAAAACGUAGGACUGUUAGCUGUCUCCAUCUAGUGUUAUUUUGUGUCCACAGCAUGAGUCACAAGUGAAAUGUUUGUUAUUUCAUUAUUUUUCAAUACUGUUAUCAUUGAAAUAAUACUUCCUCCUGUAGAAUGUUUUUUUGCACACUCUCGUUUUCUAUUUAAUUAUUUACAGCGAGGAAUUACAUACAAUUAACGUGUUCCAGUAUUUCUGUUUUUGGGGAGAAAAAACAAUUGUGUAGAUCAUAUCAACCUCUGCAAUCAAUUAAAGCUACCAACAUAAAAUCUAUUUUGAAAAUAUAUCAAUAAUUAGGACGUGAUCUUUGAGAGAUUAUUUUCAUUUUAGCAUAGAUGAUCAUUAUGUACACUUUAUUCUCUAAAACCUUGUUACUGGUAUAUUUUAAGUCAAAUGUCAGUGGUUACCAUAUUAAAUACAUUCCCUUUUUUCUGUUUCUGUAUUGCUAUUUAUAUUACCAACGAAAUUCAUGCUAUUUAAUGUGUGAGCCUACAUUAGUCAACUAUGAAAGAACUGGAACGAAUACCCCAUGUCCAUUUAUUUUAUUGACCAAUGCAAAUAUAAAAUAAUGGGAAAAUACUGUAAUCCAGUACCAUAACCACUGAAAAUGAGGAGAAAACAUUGUAAUGUACAGUCUAAUGUAUUUAACCGACAAUGUACUCAUGACACAGCUAAUAUUGUUGCCCUCUUAAUAAAAAUAUUUUAUGUAAA